This is a messenger RNA of Exaiptasia diaphana, 1338 nucleotides long. Its product is annotated as neuropeptide Y receptor type 6. Gene Ontology annotation, biological process: G protein-coupled receptor signaling pathway. Lineage: Eukaryota; Metazoa; Cnidaria; Anthozoa; Actiniaria; Aiptasiidae. The record is from RefSeq and is a predicted model, not a curated record. Gene Ontology annotation, molecular function: G protein-coupled receptor activity. The coding region runs from base 1 to 1338 and encodes 445 amino acids. The transcript has a single exon. Gene Ontology annotation, cellular component: membrane.
AUGUUGGUUGGAAUUCUUGGAAAUGGGUCGAUUGUUCGUUUGGUCACAAAGGAUGCUUUAAUGCARACUUUGAGUAAUAAGCUCCUUCUGGUGAUAGCUAUAUCCGAUCUGGGAACAUGUGUGGUGACAAUGUCAUUCUCUUUCAUAUCCAUGAUUGCUAACAGAUGGCUGUUCGGGCAGACCCUUUGCGACAUCAUUGCAUUUUUCUGUGACUUUUUCUUCCGYGUGUCAUCCUUAACAAUUCCCCUUGUUGUUUAUCAAAAGCAUUUGAGCAUUACUUCCACGAAUGCGAUGAGACACAGCAAUCAAAGUAUAAAGAAAUACAUUAUCUUCUUUUGCCUUCUAGCGUCCGCGUUCUCUCUUCCUUAUCAUCCAAAGGAGGUGCAUUAYGACCCCGACAUCUUCGCAUGCAAGUUGUAUUUUCCACGCAGAUCAUCCGGCAACAUUGCACUCAUSUUCUUCGCAGCAAUGGAAUCGCUGUUYAUUCGUGUCAUUCCAAACAUUGUAAUGUUUGUAUCUUUUGUGAAAAUCAUCMAAGUSAUUCGGCUACGCAGACGAGCUUUGAAAUCUAGAAAAUUAGAACCAAAGCCKGUGUUGUACAAAUUGGAGCAUCUUCGCAUAUUGUCUGACGGAUACACGGCAUUGACGACACUGAUAAUGGCGUUGGCAUUCAUUGCUCUUAGCAUCCCMARCAACAYUUUAAGUAUGGCGUUCUUAUUCCAGAACGUGUUGAAAUUCGAAUCCAAGCACAUCACAUUCAAGGUUGCAGCAUUCUGGUGCAUGCUAAUUAACCCAGUGUUACGACCGCUGAUCUAUGGUCUCAGGCACGCGAGAUGCUGGAGGUACGUAAGUCGCUGUUAUCAAAGAAUGAGGAGGUAUUUUAUGAUGCAUGGUUUAUGUCUAAAAACAGCUUCACGGUCUUCAGCGUAUGUAAUUCCUMAAGUUAAUACUUUGGAAUUAAAACCAGGCGCGUUUGGGUCGAUAAACAACGUCGAGGAAAACCGAGUUAUUCGAGAGACCAUAGUUACUAACUAUGGAGAGACAAUAAAAUCUAAAGUCAGCCGAAGACUAAGCGUCGUCGACAUUGCGCCGUCGAAUUCUGUUGCCUCUAUCAGUGUGCAAAGAUCUAUACAGUCUGUGAUCAUUUUGGAAAGAGAAAAAUUCGCCAUUGAAUUUAAAAAUGCUAGUAACUGUCAUCAAAGUGAAACUGGACGUGAAAAUGUAUUAGAGAUCGCUGUGAACAAUGUCAAUAAAGAUGUUGGCACCCAACAUCAAAGUGAAGUAUCUAAAAGUGAAGAUGARAUGGUAGUAGAAGAUAUUGAAGUUUAUGCGCCAUGA